Panonychus citri (citrus red mite) is the source of this 3786-nucleotide messenger RNA. RefSeq lists its product as uncharacterized. NCBI's taxonomy places the organism in Eukaryota, Metazoa, Arthropoda, Arachnida, Trombidiformes, Tetranychidae. The record is from RefSeq and is a predicted model, not a curated record. Gene Ontology annotation, molecular function: protein binding. The transcript has 5 exons. Bases 682 to 3636 code for a protein of 984 amino acids.
AACAAUGUUAGAGAAUUUAAGAGAAUAGAAGAAAAAAAAAAUUCUCUUCAUUUUCAUUGGAUGUUGAAUAUCGGAUAUUAACUAACCGAUACAAAAGAAAAAUUAAAAAACCAAUCAACUGAUUUGUCUCUUUCUCUUUUCUAAAUGAAUCAUCUUUAAAUCAUUUCUUUCAUUUAAUUAACCAUUUUAAUUGUUUCUCCAUCAAUUCAAUCAGUUGAAAUGAAUUAAAAUUCUAAUCAUUUCCUUUAUAUUUCCAAUCGUACUUAAAGUGAUCUCCAAAUAACAAAGUCUUCACCUCUUCCCUUACUUAUUCAUUUAAAUGUGUGUGUGUGUUUGUUUGGUCAACAAUCAAUUCAAUUAAUUUAAUUGUCAUAAUUGUGCUUUAAUUGUCUACAGAAAUUUAAUUGUUUUGUGUGUGUGUCACAAGAUUCAAACAGGCUAAUUGUCUUUAAGUUGUUCAAUUGUAAUCCAAAUUUACAAUAAUUAAUUGAUUUGUGUUUUCUACGAUUUUCUUUACUUUUGCCUUUGAAGAAUUUCCAAUUCACCUCCAUUUUGUUUUCUUUUUUAAUUUUCCUUUUAUCUUGAUACUUCUUGUGUUUCUUAAUGUUUUGUAAUAUAAUUUUAACAACAUUGACAUGAGACAAUUAAAUUGUGUUUACCAACAACAUCACUGUCACCAUAAUGCAGAAAAUAAAUCAUCGGCCUACAGUUAAUUGUAAUAAUCAAUGGAUAAUCUUUUGUUCAAUGUGUCAUUCUAAUAGUAAUAAACAAAGACCAAUUAUCAAUGGAUUAAAAGUUAAUAGUAGUAACAAUAAUAAUAAUAAUAGUCUAUGUGAAAAUCGGGUUUACCGGUAUUCACAUUAUUCUUAUUCUCCACCUUUACCUCAUCACCAUCACUAUUCAUCAUUAUUAUCAUCAUUAACUCAACCAUCAUCCAAUGUUUCCAUUAUAUUUCAACUAUUAUUGUUGAUUCUUUCCAUACCAUGGAUUAAUUGUGACUCUCUAAACAACAACAACAACACCAACAUUAAUAAAACCAACAAUAUAAUUCAUCAUCACCUUCACCAUCAACAUAACCAUCACCAUCACCAUAAUAAACACCAUCUUGUUGAUGAUCAUCAACCUCCUUCUGAUUUUGAUUAUUCUCAACAAUCAUCAUCAUCAUUUCCUCGUAUAAUUAAUCGUCGUCAAUCAACUAAACAAGGUUGUCCCAAUAAAUGUGAAUGUAUUUGGAGAGGUGGUAAAUAUGAGGUUGAUUGUAAAGGAUUAACUUACUCCAAAAUACCCAAAGAGAUUCACAGUGAUACUCAAGUGAUUAAUUUUAAUGGUAACCGAAUUAAAACAUUGGAACCAAAAAUUUUCCAAACCUAUGGUCUAAUUAAUUUACAGAAAAUUUAUCUCUCAAAUUGCAGUUUAAAAAAGAUACCUGAUGAUUCAUUUAUAUCAUUAACUAAUCUGGUUGAACUGGAUUUAAGUAACAAUUAUCUGGAUCAUAUUCCCGUUGGAGCCUUACGAGAGACCCGAUCAUUGCGACGUCUUUAUCUUAAUUUGAAUGCGAUCAAAAAAAUUGAUUCCUCAGCGUUUGUCCAUUUAAAUUCAUUACAACUCCUUGAUUUAUCUAAUUGUGCCAUCACCUCCAUCCAAGCAAAUUCAUUUGAAGGCCUUGAGAAACUUAAUUACCUACUUCUCAAUGGAAACAAAUUAAAAGACUUACCUGGUUCCAUUUUGGAUUCUUUGGUUUCACUGAAACAAAUUAAUCUCCAUGAGAAUCAUUGGUUCUGUGAUUGCCGGAUUAUUGACCUUAGAUCGGGUUUGAUUGACCGAUCAAUUUCAAUUACUGUGCCUCCAAUAUGUGACAAACCGAUCCGAUUGAAAGGUUCAUCUUGGCAAAAUUUGGGUCCAGAUGAAUUUGCCUGUAGUCCAAAAAUUACCUCAUUAACUAGUGCCAAAUUUAUUAAAGGAUCAAAUGGAACCAUAACCUGUCGUAUUCAUUCAACACCGAUGUCCAAUGUCUCUUGGUAUUUUGAAUCGAAUCAAAUUUCUAGGCAGAUAAUUAAAAAUAGUACCUAUAUGUCAUUUGGAAAACAGUAUGUUACCAUUAGAGAUACUCUGAUGGACAAUGGACAAACAUCUAAAUUGACGAUUACUGAGACCAUGGAGAAAGAUUCUGGAACGUAUAUUUGUUACGCAUCAAAUAAAGCAGGAAAUGCAUCAAAUUCAAUAGUAAUUGGCGUUAUCCAACCUGAACACUCUGGUGAAGAAGAAUUGAGAUCAUCCGAUAAAGAUGAACAAAUUGGAAUAAUUUUAGCCACAAUAUUGGUCUUCCUUUUAGUUAUCCUUUCAGUUUGUUUCAUAUUUCUACGAAAUAAAACUUCACUAUUCAGUAGCAUCUUUAAAACCUCCAACACUGAAAAUCUUGCUGGUGAAAAGAUUGAAUCAAAUUCCACCCUGGAUCCAUCUUACCAUAAUUGUAAACCAACACUAACCAAUCAUAUUAUAAACAAAUCGAUUGAUAAUGAACAAGACAGAAAGAGGCCAUUUAAUCAACUCACCUCUAAAUCGUCAUCAACAACGUCAACAAUUGGUGCCAAAGAUACAAUAGUGAUAACUCAAUCUAAUGGAUCACUUUUAACAUCGGAUACUUUGGUUAAAGUUUUCCCACCCGAUCAACAUUCAACAACAAUUAACGAUAACAAUCUAAGUCCAAAUAUUAGUAAUAAAUCACCUGAUGGAAGUGGUUUUGAAAAGUGCCUUGAAUCUUAUCUAAUGAUGUCUGAGGAUGAAAAUAGUAUGCUACUCCCGAACCGAACCAAUAACUCAACAAUAGAAAAUCAAGUUGACUAUAAUUCAAUAAUCCAACAACAACAAGAAUCAACCGAUCAACAAUUAACAUCACUUCUCUCACAAGAACAGUUAAAUCAUCAUCUCCACCACCCACAACAACAACAACAACAAGCAAUCAAUUGGGGCCAAGAUGUUUACGAUCAAUCAAAUAUAUAUUCAAAUCGAUCCUUAAAUCGACGUUAUUCCGAUUCAAGUGCUUCUCUCAUGGUUAAACAGCUCAAUAACAAUUUAAUUCCAGUAAUUAACAGCAGUCGAGUAACAGUGCAUGACGAUAAUUCAAUUGAAUUAUUAACAAGAAGUAAUAACAAUAAUCAUCCAACAACAACAGCAACAAUUGAUAGAUUCAGGCCUAGACGGUUAUCAGAAGGAAUCAUUACCAAUCGAGUUAAUGGUUUAUGGAAUCGUAAUCAUCAUUUAAUUUCAGCAACAAUCAAUAUCCAUCCAAAUGAAGAUUAUUCUAAUUGGAGUAUUGGUCAACAUAAUCAACAACAACAACAACAUGUUGUUAUUAACAAUAAUGAUCCCGAUUAUCUUGGUAAAGUUAAUCUAAUUGGAUCAGAAAAAGAUAGUCUAUUAAGACGAAAUGGUUUCGCUAAUUAUGAUUAUUCAACACUUCAAUCUCACCGUCGAUGCUCAAAAUCAGGUUUAUCGUCCCUUCAUAAUAAUAAUGUGGUUAACAAUAAUUCAUCAGCAUAUUUGAGAGCUUUAUCAUUGGAAGAUUCAAGUUUAUCUCCAACAUUUCCAGUUAUCCAUGAAUCUGCUAAAGAAUAUGAAAGUGAAUUAAAAAAUUAAACUGUUCCAAAUUAAUCCAGUAAAUCUAAUUCGAGGAAUCAACCGUUUUAAUCGCUGAAUCUUUCCAUUUAAAUUUCGGAAUAAUAUUCCUUGGCCUAAUAUUUUCAUUCUCUGUUAUGAUAACAGAAUAAUAAUUAUCUAAUUAUAUUA